This is a messenger RNA of Mercenaria mercenaria, 715 nucleotides long. Its product is annotated as adhesion G-protein coupled receptor V1-like. NCBI's taxonomy places the organism in Eukaryota, Metazoa, Mollusca, Bivalvia, Venerida, Veneridae. Gene Ontology annotation, molecular function: G protein-coupled receptor activity. Bases 260 to 715 code for a protein of 151 amino acids. The transcript is spliced from 3 exons. Gene Ontology annotation, biological process: negative regulation of adenylate cyclase activity. Gene Ontology annotation, cellular component: membrane. The record is from RefSeq and is a predicted model, not a curated record.
UGCACCCUUCACUGACAAAGCAAAGGAAUGAUUACUCAGUAUUGACAUUUAUACGUUUACUCAUACAAUAUGUUGUCUGUCACAUAUAUUGUUUUCCUUUGAAGGUAUUUUGAAACCAUUUAGUUUCAUAUUCUUGUGUUCUACGGAUUUGUUGCUUUCAAUAUAUGACAGUUUAGGAUUAAACAAAUAUGGAUAAAAAGGGAUGUUAAGAAAACCCAUCCAAAAUAGAAACUGAAGUAGAAGUUUUGAAUUUGAAGAUAUGAUGGAUUUUACAAGGAUGAAAACAGAUGUAUUUUUGACCUUGACCUUGAUGUAUUCUAUAUGCCUGGUACCCUGUAAUGGAGGAUUGGUUUAUUUCCUUGACACACAAGUGGUAGCCAGUGAGGGGAACCAGUUCAGUCUGAGGAUAGGACAUACUGGCACUCUUACACAGAUUGUCAAUGCAAUUGUCAGGGUUGAUAACUCAGAUCAAGACUUUGUGGGCAGCAGUCAAGUUGCAGCAUUUGCUCCAGGGGGCGAUAAUGUUGCCUCCGUAACAUUUAUGGUGUUUGAUGACAGUGAACCAGAGAUAGAAGAAACUUACACAUUUACGUUACAGGCGAUAACUUCAGGAACAGAUGUGACAAUACCAAAUAUGGCUACUGUAAUAAUACAGGCAAAUGACGAUGCUUAUGGCGUUUUUAGCAUAACAAAUGUUAGUCUUACUUUCUUGUAA